AUGGCAGACUCGCGGUAUACACAGCUUGGGUCGGCAGAAAGCUCCCAGGAACUACCUCUCAACAAGCCGUCUCGCUGGAAUGGGGCCUGGAAGUACUUGCUCCUGGCGCUCGGCGGACUUCUUUAUAUCUAUCCAUUUAUAUUUACGGCGAAACACGCCUUUUCAGAGCGAGCACCCAAAGAAUAUGCCCAAGUCAACACUUUCCGCACCGUGUGGAAGCCAUUCACAUGGAAUACGGAAUACAGUCCACAAAACCACAGCGAAGCCGACCCGCUCUGGGCGGCCAUCAACCCUGCCCACGGGAUCAUCUCUGUCGACCGCGAAUGGGCAGAGGAGAACCACUGGCCAAAUUCGAUGCCCAUGCCUGACGACGACAAAAAGAGCGUCUAUUUGCUAGAGGCCUACCACCAACUGCAUUGCCUUCAAAUGAUUCGCCUCACUUUCUGGGAAGCGGUUGAAGGACGGCCGUAUACCCACCAACCGUCGAAUCACAUGGAGCACUGUUUCGACUAUCUGCGCCAAAUUGUGCAAUGCAACGCCGACAACACACCCCUGUAUACAUUUGGCGAGUUCCAGGCCGGAGACGGCCAGCUCCACCGGUGCCGCGACUGGGGCGAAUUGCACGACUACGCGACGGAUCAUUCGGCUUGCUAUCGAGACAGUGUGCAUGGGAUUCCGCUCAAGGACCACUUUGGCUUUUGUGACAGCGCUAAAGUAGAUGGCUUGGAGAGGACCUUGGAUGGUUAG
This is a messenger RNA of Aspergillus melleus, 747 nucleotides long. RefSeq lists its product as uncharacterized. The record is from RefSeq and is a predicted model, not a curated record. The transcript is spliced from 4 exons. The coding region runs from base 1 to 747 and encodes 248 amino acids. Gene Ontology annotation, biological process: mycotoxin biosynthetic process. NCBI's taxonomy places the organism in Eukaryota, Fungi, Ascomycota, Eurotiomycetes, Eurotiales, Aspergillaceae.